Oncorhynchus masou masou (cherry salmon) is the source of this 2000-nucleotide messenger RNA. RefSeq names its product phosphoglucomutase 1 (gene pgm1). Gene Ontology annotation, cellular component: cytosol. Lineage: Eukaryota; Metazoa; Chordata; Actinopteri; Salmoniformes; Salmonidae. The record is from RefSeq and is a predicted model, not a curated record. Gene Ontology annotation, biological process: carbohydrate metabolic process. Gene Ontology annotation, molecular function: magnesium ion binding; phosphoglucomutase activity. The transcript has 11 exons. The coding region runs from base 79 to 1764 and encodes 561 amino acids.
UGUACGUGUGGCAGCUAUGCGGUGCAUUCGCCUCAACCGAAUACGCGGAUCACACGGGCUGUCAACCUUUUGUGGAAAAUGACGAAAAUCACAGUAGUCAAAACCAAGGCUUAUCCCGACCAGAAGCCUGGCACGAGUGGACUGAGGAAAAGAGUGACAGUCUUUCAAACUAAUGAGCACUAUGCGGAGAACUUCAUUCAAAGCAUUAUCUCUUGCAUCGAACCAGUGGAGCGUCAGCCUGGACUGCUCGUAGUGGGAGGCGACGGAAGGUUUUUCAUGAAAGAUGCCAUUAAGUUGAUCAUCCAGAUCGCCGCUGCUAAUGGGAUAGGCCACCUGGUCAUUGGUCAGAAUGGCAUCAUGUCCACCCCCGCUGUGUCCUGUGUAAUCCGCAAGCUCAAAGCCGUGGGAGGAAUCAUCCUCACGGCCAGCCACAACCCCGGUGGCCCUAAAGGAGACUUUGGCAUCAAGUACAACAUCGCCUCCGGAGGUCCUGCGCCCGAGGGAAUCACAGACAAAAUAUUCCAGAUCAGCAAGAGCCUAACAGAGUACCACAUCUGCCCCGACCUCAAGGUUGACAUCUCCAAGAUCGGCAAGCAGACCUUUGAGGUGGACACAUUCAAGCCCAUGACAGUGGAGAUCGUGGACUCUGUGGAGUCCUAUGCUGAGAUGCUGAGGGGAAUCUUCGACUUCAAUGCCCUAAAACAGCUUGUGUCUGGAGCCAAUCACAUUAAAGUCCGUCUGGAUGCCAUGCACGGAGUGGUUGGACCCUACGUGAAGAAGAUUGUCUGUGAGGAGUUGGGCGCUGCCGCCGACGGUGCCUUCAACUGUGUCCCCAAGGAGGACUUUGGUGGUCAUCACCCUGACCCCAAUCUGACCUACGCCUCUGACCUGGUCAACGCUAUGAAGGGAGGAGAUUACGACCUCGGAGCCGCCUUUGAUGGUGACGGUGAUCGUAACAUGGUUCUUGGAAAGCAUGGCUUCUUUGUCAACCCUUCUGACUCUGUGGCCGUCAUUGCAGCCAACAUCACUUGCAUCCCCUACUUCCAGAAGACUGGGGUCAAAGGUCUGGCCCGCAGCAUGCCCACCAGCGGAGCUCUGGACAAUGUGGCUAAAGCCUUGAAGAUGAAUCUGUAUGAGACUCCUACUGGCUGGAAGUUCUUUGGCAACCUGAUGGACGCUGGCAAGCUGUCUCUGUGCGGAGAGGAGAGCUUCGGCACUGGCUCUGAUCACAUCCGUGAGAAGGACGGCUUGUGGGCGGUGCUGGCCUGGAUGUCCAUCCUCGCCCACAGGAAGCAGAGUGUGGAAGAGAUCAUGAAAGACCACUGGAACAAAUUUGGCAGGAACUUCUUCACCAGGUAUGAUUAUGAAGAAGUGGACUCAGACAAAGCCAACACCAUGAUCAAGGAGCUUGAGGCUAAGAUGUUUGACAAGUCCUUUGUGGGCCAGAAGUUUUCAUCGGGAGACAAGAGCUAUGAGGUGGCUGUCUCUGACAAUUUUGCCUACACCGACCCUGUGGACGGCAGCGUCUCCAAGAACCAGGGUCUGAGGAUUGUCUUCUCCGACGGCUCCAGGAUCAUCUUUCGUCUCAGUGGGACUGGCAGCGCUGGUGCGACCGUCAGGCUCUACAUAGACAGCUAUGAGAAGGACCCCGCCAAAAUCUACGGCGACGCACAGGUCAUGCUGAAACCUCUGGUGGAGAUUGCGUUGAAGAUCUCUGGGCUCCAUGAGAAGACCGGCCGCACCGGGCCCACUGUGAUCACAUAGACUGCUGGCCCUGCCCCCCACUGUGACCACGUAGACUGCUGGCCCUGCCCCCCCCCACUGUGAUCACGUAGACUGCUGGCCCUGAUCAGGCCCUGUCACACCCUUCCAGGUAACUCUGUCCUAUCAACCGUUCCACGUGUGCCUCUGAAGAACAACCUCACCUCACUUGUACCAUAAAGCCAUCCAAACAAAAGCUUAAAAUGUAACACUGCCAUUCACCAUGAAUAAAACUUCCU